AUGGGUCACUCGCACGGUUUGAGAGCCGGUACUCGGUAUGCCUUCAGCCGUAACUUCAAGGAGCACGGUGCUAUCCGUCUGUCGACCUACCUGAAGACCUACCGUGUUGGCGACAUUGUCGAUAUCAAGGUCAACGGUGCCGUCCAGAAGGGUAUGCCCUACAAGGUCUACAACGGAAAGACCGGUGUCGUCUACAACGUGACCAAGUCCUCCGUCGGUGUCAUCAUCUACAAGGUCGUCCGCAACCGUUACCUCGAGAAGCGCAUCAACGUCCGCAUCGAGCACGUUAAGCACUCCCGCUCCCGCGAGGACUUCAUCAAGCGUGUCAAGCUCAACGCCGAGAAGAAGCGCCAGGCCAAGGAGCAGGGUGUCCACCUCCACCUGAAGAGACAGCCCCUCCUCCCCCGCGAGGCUCACCACGUUGAGGGUUCCGCCCCUGAGACCAUCACUCCUAUCCCCUACGACACCCACAUCUAA
Molecule: messenger RNA, 477 nt
Organism: Aspergillus sclerotioniger CBS 115572
Lineage: Eukaryota; Fungi; Ascomycota; Eurotiomycetes; Eurotiales; Aspergillaceae
Product: 60S ribosomal protein eL21
Exons: 4
Coding region: 1-477 (158 amino acids)
Biological process (GO): translation
Cellular component (GO): cytosolic large ribosomal subunit; ribosome
Molecular function (GO): structural constituent of ribosome
Source: RefSeq, a predicted model, not a curated record